CCUCGAGCGAGCCCAGCUGCUGCCCAGAGCCCGCCAGUCGUCCCCUUGGACCCUACCAAGCCCGUUCUCGAGCCACCAAGUCGCGCCGUCGUCGCCCCAGCCUCGACCAGCCGCCUCAUCAGCUCACGGCACACUCUCGGUCCACCUCUCGUCCACCACUCGACACUGAGAGUUCGACCACCGACACAGCUCCACCCUCUCCGCCAACCCCGUCACCCCGCUAGCCACCUCUCGCCAUGCGUCAACUCAAGCAUCAUGAGCAGAAGCUCCUCAAGAAGGUCGACUUCAUGCAGUGGAAGAGCGACGCCGGCAUGCGCGAGAUCCAGGUCAUGCGCCGGUACCACAUCCAGAACCGCGAGGACUACCACACGUACAACAAGAUCUGCGGCCAGGUCCGCCGCCUGUCGCACCUCGUGUCGCGCCUCCCGCCCGCCGACCCGUUCCGCACCAAGUACGAGGACAUGCUCCUGUCCAAGCUGUACGACAUGGGCAUCCUCGACCGCGGCGCCAAGAUGAGCGACAUCGAGGGCUCGGACGCGCCCGUCGUCAAGGGCUUCAAGGGCAAGGAGAAGGAGGUCGAGGGCCAGGGCAAGAAGGAGGGCAAGGUCACGGUCGGCGCAUUGUGCAGGAGGAGGCUCGCCGUCGUCAUGGUCCGCCUCAAGAUGGCCGAGACGGUCAAGAUGGCUGUCACGUACGUCGAGCAAGGUCACGUUCGCGUCGGACCCGACACGAUCACGGACCCGGCCUUCCUCGUGACUCGCAACAUGGAGGACUUUGUCACCUGGGUCGACACGUCCAAGCUCAAGCGCCACAUCGCCGCCUACAACGACGAGGUCGACGACUUUGACCUCCUCGAGGAGCGGAGCGCGAGGAGGUGAGCGCUUCGAGGCGCCGGCGCCGUCGUCUUUCUCUCCUGCAUGUUGUAACUUUGCCGCUCUUUCGCACGCGCACCUUCU
Rhodotorula graminis WP1 is the source of this 956-nucleotide messenger RNA. RefSeq lists its product as uncharacterized. The record is from RefSeq and is a predicted model, not a curated record. Lineage: Eukaryota; Fungi; Basidiomycota; Microbotryomycetes; Sporidiobolales; Sporidiobolaceae. Bases 237 to 878 code for a protein of 213 amino acids. The transcript is spliced from 4 exons. Gene Ontology annotation, cellular component: Mpp10 complex; small-subunit processome; small ribosomal subunit. Gene Ontology annotation, molecular function: structural constituent of ribosome; snoRNA binding; rRNA binding. Gene Ontology annotation, biological process: rRNA processing.